Striga hermonthica is the source of this 2610-nucleotide messenger RNA. NCBI's taxonomy places the organism in Eukaryota, Viridiplantae, Streptophyta, Magnoliopsida, Lamiales, Orobanchaceae. The record is from the annotation of a GenBank genome assembly.
AUGAUACUCGAUUUAGAGCCGCAUAACGCGGUUAAUUAUGUGCUUGUAGCUAAUAUGUACGCUUCAGGGGCAAAAUGGGAAUAUGUGGCCGAGGCUAGACGUGCGAUGAAAACGGCGAAAGUUCGAAAAGAAGCCGGGUGUAGUUGGGUUUCGAUGAGAGAUGGGAUUCAUGUUUUCGUGUCGGGAGAUAAAUCGCACGUUAAUGUGGGUAAAAUAUACGAGAAGCUCGGUGAAUUGUACGGUAAAAUGAAGGCUAUGGGGUAUAUGCCUCAGGUGAAAUAUGCUCUGUAUGAUGUUGAGAUGGAGAAUAAGGAAGAAGUUCUGAGUUACCACAGUGAAAAACUUGCGGUUGCAUUUGUGCUCACGCGCGAAUGCGAAUCGAAACUGCCGAUUAGGAUUAUGAAAAACCUUCGGGUCUGUGGGGACUGUCACUUGGCGUUCAAGUAUAUAUCGGAAAUCGUCGGCAGGCGUAUCGUGCUGCGUGACUCGAACAGGUUUCACCAUUUCGACGGAGGUGGCGGCGGCGGCGGCGGCGGCUCCCACGACCAGGUCCUCCUCACCCUCCUCCAGCAGCGGAAAACCAACGAGGCCUGGCAAUUUUACACACAAUGCCCCCACCUCCCGAGCGCCGCCUGCCUCAGCCGACUGGUCGCCCAGCUCUCCUACCUCAACACAGCGGAGGGCCUCACCCGUGCUCAGUCCAUCAUCCAACGCCUCCGCCUCGAGCGGCAGCUCCACCGUCUCGACGCCAACUCGCUCGGCCUCCUGGCGGUCGCCGCCGCCAAGGGCGGCCACACCCUCUACGCCGUCUCCAUAGUCAAAUCCAUGCUCAAGUCGGGCUACCUUCCCCAUGUCAAGGCGUGGAGUGCCGUGGUGAGCCGGCUUGCCGCCUCCGGCGACGACGGCCCAACCGAAGCCCUUAAGCUCUUUAAUUCCGUCACGAAAAGGGUCCGCAGGCUUCAAGAUUCCGAGGUCGAUGAAAAUUCGAGACCCGACACAGGUGCUUACAACGCCGUCCUCAAUGCCUGUGCUAAUUUGGGCGAUGUCAAGACUUUCCACCAACUGUUCGAUGAAAUGCCUCAGUUCAAAUGCGAGCCGAAUAUCUUAACGUAUAACAUCAUGAUCAAAUUGUUUGCUCGGGUCGAGAGGAAGGACCUGCUCGUUUAUGUUCUCGAAAGAAUAAUCCAAAAGGAGAUACCAAUUUGCUUAACGACUUUACAUUCUCUUGUUGCGGCUUAUGUCGGAUUUGGCGAUUUGGAGACUGCCGAAAAGCUUGUUCAGGCAAUGAGAGAAAGAAGAUUAGACCUUUGCAGGGUUUUGAGGGAUUCUUGCCUCAAUGACACAUACUCUGAUAACUCUGAGGAGGAUGAUGAUGAUGAUGAUGAUGAUGAUGAGGAGGAGGAGGAGGAGGAGGAGGAGGAGGAAGAGGAUGAAGUAAUGAGGCACGAAAAUGACUUAUUCGUAAAAUUACUACCAAAUUACUCGAUCGAUCAUGAUUAUGACCCACCGCCCAAUUUGCCUAACCCGGUUACACCCGACACGAGAAUCUACACGACUUUAAUGAAAGGCUAUAUGAAAGCCGGUCGAGUGGCCGAUACGGUUAGAAUGCUCGAGGCAAUGAGGCACCAAGAGGACACUCUUUCCCAUCCGGACCACGUCACUUACACAACUGUAAUAUCCGCCUUUGUAAAAUCCGGUUCGAUGGAAAAAGCUCGGCAAGUGCUAAAAGAAAUGGCUAAAAUCAAUAUCCCGGCGAACCUCGUAACUUACAACAUUCUCCUCAAAGGCUAUUGCCAUCAGCAUCAGAUUGACAAAGCCGAGAGUCUCGUUCGGGAGAUGGUCGAGUCGGGAAUUGAGCCCGACGUGAUUUCUUACAACACGUUGAUCGAUGGAUGUAUACUCAUCGACGAUAGCUCGGGCGCACUAACGUACUUCAACGAGAUGCGAAAGCGGGGGAUCGCUCCCUCGAAGGUGAGCUACACGACAUUGAUGAAAGCCUUCGCUUCGUCCGGCCAGCCGAGGCUGGCCGGACGUGUCUUCGACGAGAUGUUGCAGGACCCGCGCGUGAAAGUUGAUUUAGUCGCAUGGAAUGUGUUGGUCGAGGGGUAUUGUAAGCUCGGUUUGGUUGAGGAGGCGAAAGGGGUUAUUAAAAAAAUGAAGGAAAAUGGGUUUUUUCCGAACGUGGCCACAUACGGGAGUCUAGCGAACGGGAUAGCUAUAGCGAGAAAACCGGGGGAGGCUCUUUUGCUAUGGAAAGAGGUGAAAGAGAGAUGUGAGCCCGGGCCCGUGAAUGAAAAGAUCCCGGCUUUGAAACCAGAUGAGGGGCUUUUGGAUGCUUUGGCGGAUAUAUGCGUAAGGGCAGCUUUUUUUAGGAAGGCUUUGGAGAUUGUGGCGUGCAUGGAAGAGAACGGUAUAUCUCCGAAUAAGACUAAGUAUAAGAGGAUUUAUGUUGAGAUGCAUUCGAGGAUGUUUACUAGUAAGCACGCUUCGCAGGCAAGGAAAGAUAGGAGGAAGGAGAGAAAAAGGGCUGCCGAGGCUUUCAAGUUCUGGUUAGGGCUGCCGAACGAGUAUUAUGAGAGCGAGUGGCGACUCGACCAGGCACGGAGAUGA